GGCAGAGUGCUCACAACGGCUAUCACUUGAUAACCUGGAAUUCCAACGUUGACUAUCGUAGUUAACCUAGAACUUUAUAGUUGCCGGUUACCUAACGUAACGUUAGCUAGCUAAGUUAACGUUAGCUAACUAGGUGUAGUGGCACUUGGGUUAUUUUCUAGCUAACAGAAAAUUUCGGAUGUGGUCACUUGUAUUGGUGAACUGUUCCUGAAGCUGCACUUGGAAGACAGAGCCUACAAGUGCCAAUCCGUGUGGGUUGGCGUUCCCUCUGCAACAUGUCCAAGAGCAAGAGCUCUGAGUCGGUCAAGGUGGUGGUCCGUUGUCGCCCUAUGAAUGAAAAAGAGCGGGCAGCCAAGUUUGAAAGGGUGGUAUCUGUUGAUGUCAAAUUGGGCCAAAUUAUUGUCAGGAACCCCAGGGAGGCUUCAGCCAGCGAACUCCCCAAAAUCUUCACUUAUGAUUCAGUCUAUGACUCGAACUCCAAACAAAUAGAUUUGUACGAUGAAACCUUCAGGCCCCUGGUGGAUUCAGUUCUACUUGGGUUCAACGGGACCAUUUUUGCCUAUGGGCAGACCGGUACAGGGAAGACGUACACAAUGGAGGGGGUGAGAAACGAUCCAGAGAGGAGAGGGGUGAUCCCUAACUCCUUUGAGCAUGUCUUCACUCACAUUUCACGGUCCCAGAAUCAACAGUACCUGGUGAGAGCAUCAUAUCUAGAAAUUUACCAAGAGGAGAUCAAAGACUUGCUCUCCAAAGACCAGUCGCGUCGUCUGGAGCUCAGGGAGAGGCCUGACACGGGUGUGUACGUUAAAGACCUUUCGUCGUUCGUCACCAAGAGUGUGCGGGAGAUCGAACAUGUCAUGAAUGUGGGAAACCAGAAUCGUUCAGUGGGCGCCACUAACAUGAAUGAACACAGCUCGCGUUCUCACGCCAUCUUUGUCAUCACUGUUGAGUGCAGUGAGUUGGGUGUCGACGGGGAGAACCAUAUCAGAGUCGGCAAACUGAACCUGGUGGAUUUAGCCGGCAGUGAAAGGCAGACCAAGACCGGCGCUCAGGGGGAGAGGCUCAAAGAAGCCACAAAGAUCAAUCUGUCGCUCUCGGCUCUGGGGAACGUCAUAUCAGCUCUGGUGGACGGCAGGAGCAGCCACAUCCCCUACCGAGAUUCAAAACUCACCCGUCUGCUGCAGGACUCUCUGGGGGGCAACGCCCGCACUGUCAUGGUCGCCAACAUUGGCCCGGCAUCCUACAACGUGGAGGAGACCUUGACAACGCUGCGCUAUUCCAACAGGGCGAAGAACAUCAAGAACAAACCACGUAUCAACGAGGACCCCAAGGAUGCCCUGCUCAGGGAGUUUCAGGAGGAGAUCGCGCGGCUGAAGGAACAGCUGCAAAAGCGCUCGGGAAAGAAGAAAAGGAGGAGGCAGAGGAGGAGGGCCGGGGAAGGGAGCGACGGUGAGGAUCUGGAGGAAGGAGAGACGGAGGACGACGAUGAAGAGGGGGACGACAAAGGGGAUUACUGGCGGGAGCAGCAGGAGAAGCUGGAGAGAGAGAGAAAGGCCAUCAUGGAGGAUCAUAGUCUGGUGGCUGAGGAGAAAGCUCGGCUGCUUAAAGAAAAAGAGAAGAAAAUGGAAGAUUUGAAGAGGGAGAAGGACGCCGGAGAGAUGCUUGCAGCCAAAGUGAAAGCGAUGGAGAGUAAGCUCCUAGUAGGGGGGAAGAACAUUGUGGACCACACCAAUGAGCAACAGAAAAUGCUGGAGCUGAAGAGGCAGGAAAUCGCUGAACAGAAACGGCGAGAGCGAGAGAUGCAGCAGCAGAUGGAGAGUCGUGACGAGGAGACUCUGGAGCUGAAGGAGACCUACAGUUCUCUGCAGCAGGAGGUCGACAUCAAAACCAAGAAGCUGAAAAAGCUGUUUGCCAAGCUGCAGGCAGUGAAGGCAGAAAUCCAUGACAUCCAGGAGGCGCACAUCAACGAGCGCCAGGAGCUGGAACAGACCCAGAACGAGCUCACCAGGGACCUCAAACUCAAGCAUCUGAUCAUCGAGAACUUCAUUCCCUUAGAGGAGAAGAACAAAAUAGUCCACAGGGCUUACUUUGAUGAUGAGGACGAAUACUGGAAAACGAAGCCCAUCACACGUAUAGAGGAUGACCAUCAGAUGAUGACCAGGCCUUUGUCAGCGGUUGGCUACAGGAGGCCUCUGAGUCAGCAUGCUCGCAUGGCCAUGAUGAUGAGGCCUGAAAUGAGAUACAAAGCUGAAAACAUCAUGAUGCUGGACAUGGAUCUGCCCGCUCGGACCACUAAAGAGUAUCAGGAGCCGGUUAUCGCCCCAAAGGUGGCGGCGGCUCUCGAGGACGCUCUUAGGGAUGAGGAUGAGAUCCAGGUAGAUGCCUCAGGCUUUCACAGCAGCUUGGGAUCAACCCCGCCCGCCAGCGGCAGCCUCAAGAAACCAAAGUCUGGUCGACCAAGAACAGGCAAGAAGUCGAGCACCCCGACCUCUCCAUUCAUCCCCUCAAGUCCAGGAUCCCCGCUUUACCCACAAUCCCGCGGCCUGGUGCCCAAGUGACAGCUUCUACAACUAAUAUCGCCGCCAACCUCUCUUUUGCACCUUUCCACUUUGGGACUCAACUUUAAGAGAAGAGGUUUUAUGUCAAGAUGACAGAAUAUUGGAUUAAGACUAAUGCUGCUUCGUAGGUUUUAACUGUAACCACACCACUUAUAACUGCUGUCAUAAGCUUUAUGAUUUUGGAGAUUUGAAACCCCUCCUCCUGAGUCAGUACGACACUAGGACAGCAGCCACGCAUGAAGCCUAAUAUCACUCUACACUGUUCCCUUUCCCUACAUUUGGCUUAAUGCCACCGAUGUCUUAUAUACUGUAUAUAUGUCACAAUGUUCUUAAUGUAUAGAAAGAAAUGAUGGACUGGCACUGCAGUAUCCCCAAUGCACUUCUUCUUCCUAUCUUCCCAGAUCUGUGUUGGGUGUAGUCCUCUCUUACUGUAAGUGUGGACAUUGGUGGGAGGGGUGGUGGGGUUGACGUGAAGACACAUGGACUAGACAGCUCUGCUGUCACCUCUGCCUGUCAGUAACAGGCUGUGCGUGCGUGUGUGUGUGUGUGUGUGUGUGUGUGUGUGUGUGUGUGUGUGUGUGUGUGUGUGUGUGUGUGUGUGUUUGUCAGUGUGUUGUAUGUCUGGCCACAUAUCUAUGUGUGUCUUUACGUCAAACAUUUCAGUUUAUGUCAAACAGCGCAGUUCAUUUCCAUUGUUGGAGCUCUGAUAAUGUUAGAAUGGAGCUUUAUUUCUGGCGUUUGUUUUGUGUCUCAAAGGAAUACUUCAAAAUUUUGGGAAAUAAGCUUAUUUGCUAUUUUUUUUGCUAGUAAGACGAGAACAUAAAUAACACAACAAUGUGUUAAUUGGUAGGUGGAUGGACAUAGCCAACUGCUAGCCCUCUGCUUCCAGUCUUCAUGCUAAGCUCAUCACAAAUAAGUGUGUUUGCUAAUUUCGAACUAUUCCUUUAGACUGAAAUGCGCAGGCCAGAAAGUGAAGCACACUACAGACGUGUCGUGUCAUAAGUUGCUGUAAUCGGUAGAUGCUGUUCUUCCUGGGGCACACGAGGUAGAGGUGGGGAACGAUGGGAGAGAGCUCAACACAUUUACACACCCACUAUGGACACAUUCUAGGUUGCAGGACAUUGCAGUUGGCCACCAGACAUCCUAGCAAGACCAAUGCCAAGCAUUACCUGGGUCACUUCAAAGUUACUGUCCCGGGAUGUGCCUCUUGAUUCAUCAGGGUUCCAAGGUGCCUUAACCUGUGUCCUUAAUCUCUGCUCCCGUUAUUUGAAGUGUGCGCACACAUUCUUCUCGGCUUGUGUUUUUUCAUCACUUCAUCUGCUCGUUCGUUCCAGCAUCAGGGAAUUGUCACUACGGUCCAGAUAUUUCUGUCGGAAUGGGGUGCACUCGUUAUGUGGAGAGGCAGAGCAUUUGGACACAGCAUUCAACAACACCAGGUUUCUGGGUAAGGGCCACAGGAAGUCAAGGCACGCAGAGGGUGAUGUAUUCCCCCUCUGUUUUUUAUACCUCAUUUACCAUUGUGUAGAACUGGUUGGUCUAACAGAACACUAAAACCCCCAGGGGAGUGCUGAGCUCUUGACAGUAGUGGUGCUACAAAACUCAGUCGAAACACCACAGACGUCUAUAUCUGAAUACGCAAAUCAUUCUCUUCGUAUGCCUACAGAUGAACAAUAUGCAGUUUUAGCCUCCCUGGUUCAGCCGGCCUCUCUGCUGCUCUCUGUUCCCCAUACUCGAUAUACUGUGAGGGGUGUGCUGUCCGCUCGCUGCUACUGUGUAGGGUCUUACAACCCACUGUGACAUUUCAACAGGCCUGGGUCAAAUGGCAAAUUUAAGUCCUGUCAGGUAUGCAUGCAGUUGUGUCUAGGAUCAGUGUCUAGCAUCAACCAUCAAGCCUGUUUCAGUUGCUAACAAUUGAAAGUACUUCAAACUAAAGAAUCUCUCUUGCUGUUUGACCCAUGUCUGCAUACCUUAUAUAUGUAAUAAUGAAUAUAGACCUGUUGAUAGGCAAUCCUCAGUCACUUUUGCAGAUAUUUACAAAAAAAAAUACAAAAAUGGGUUUCCAUAUUGAAAAAAAUCUAACUUAAUCUUUCAUUUUUAUACACAGAUGUAGAUAUAAUUUUCUAUUCAGUUUUUUUCUUUAAAAUAGAUUAUUGUUUUAUUUUUUGAUCUUUGUAAUUUAAUGUUGACAUUUUAUUUUUUUGCGUUAUACAUGUACUGUGUGUCUUCGUUUGUAUUCAUCAAGGAACAGGCUUUAGUUGUUUGCGCUUACACUUUAAAAUGCUUUAGUCGAUAUGUUUUCCAUACGGAAGAUAAAACCGUGGGUCAGCUGUUGCACAUUGUUGAUUUGGGGAAGUGUGGAGACUGCUUAUAGAAAGCGGAGAUUCACGUCACAGUUGAGUACAUGUUCACUGUACAUUUAACUUAAACAAUCUUUAGAAUAAGGCCUAAUUGUUGUAACUAACAUUGCAAUGCUGUAUACCUGAUGCAUGAUUUUAGCAGGCUUCAGUAAUACCUUUGGUGGUGUGAGUAUUCAUUCAUAGGAAUUUGGUGAAAAUGUGAAUACCUUCUGCAUCUGUAGCCCAUAGCACAUCACUGGAUCCAAACUCCAUAUCUAAGACUUUUGUGACCAACGUUUAUGUGAUGGUGGUUUUUUAAAGCCAAAUAACGAUGCAGAUGCACUUCUGUCUGUGGCUGGCCAUGUUUUCAACUUGUUUAGUUUCUUUUAAUGAAUAAAGACAAUUCAAUGAUAACAAA
This is a messenger RNA of Sander lucioperca (pikeperch), 5312 nucleotides long. RefSeq names its product kinesin family member 3B (gene kif3b). Gene Ontology annotation, molecular function: ATP binding; microtubule motor activity; microtubule binding. The transcript has 9 exons. Lineage: Eukaryota; Metazoa; Chordata; Actinopteri; Perciformes; Percidae. The coding region runs from base 276 to 2558 and encodes 760 amino acids. The record is from RefSeq and is a predicted model, not a curated record. Gene Ontology annotation, biological process: microtubule-based movement.